UAAAAGCAGCAGCGCUGGACCGGAGAGGCAGACCUGGGAUCUUUACAACCAGCAGCACGCCACUCAUGAUUUCUGCCAGAAGAAACAGCAGAGCAUCCCAACUUCUCUGCGGAGGCGGUAUGGAGACGACAUUUCUGCUGCUGCUGAUGGUGUCUUUGACUUGUGCUUCCCCACUGAGACAAACUCAAAGGAUCGGAGCAGACACUAACCUCUCAGGGGGAGACGUCCAGACUCUGAAUUCAGAGAGGUCAGAGAUCACGCAGAGGCUGCAUGCACCCAAACUGAAGAUCAUCCCGUUUCAGCCAGACGGAAAACAGAUUGAGCUUCUCGCUCUAAAACACAGCCUGAACACAAAUUUACGUCCCCGUCGUGCAGCUCUGCGAGGAUGCCAGCUCGGGACGUGCCAGCUUCACAACCUGGCCAACACUUUAUACCAAAUCAGCAAGACGAACGGGAAGGAGGAGUCCAAGAAGGCCAGUGACCCGCAGGGAUAUGGACGAUAGCGCCGGAAAAAAUAACACCUCACAAGAACAGAGGAAGCGACUCCAUUGUUUAAAAAUAUCUACAUGAGUUUAAACUACCUGGUACUGUGCAAAUAUGUAUCGUGGACUUACAACCUCACUGAAAAGUUUAUUUAUUUAAGUAAGAUUCACUGAAUGUAUGUAUUUAGUAAUUAAUCAACGUCACCCAUAUGAAGGGUAAGUCACCAAAGAAGCUGGCUCUUCACAGGGUGCUGUAUCAUAGCAAAUUAAUGGAAAGUUAAGUGAAAGGAAAAAGUGUAGAAGAAUAAGCUACACAAGUAGUGGGGGUAAUAUUAGAAUUAAAAAUGCUUUUUUUAUAUUC
Molecule: messenger RNA, 843 nt
Organism: Fundulus heteroclitus (mummichog)
Lineage: Eukaryota; Metazoa; Chordata; Actinopteri; Cyprinodontiformes; Fundulidae
Exons: 4
Coding region: 66-503 (145 amino acids)
Biological process (GO): regulation of systemic arterial blood pressure; adenylate cyclase-activating G protein-coupled receptor signaling pathway; positive regulation of heart rate
Cellular component (GO): extracellular region
Molecular function (GO): hormone activity
Source: RefSeq, a predicted model, not a curated record